GGUUGCUUUCGUUUCGUCACCGAUCAACCAACCAACCAAAACCAAAACCCUAGCGCUGCGCAGCAAUGGAGGAGGACGGGUUCGCCGCCACCAAGCUCUUCAAUCGUGGCUACUCCUACACCUACGAUGACGUCAUCUUCCUCCCGCACUACAUCGACUUCUCCACCGAUGACGUCUCCCUCUCCACGAACUUCACGCGCCGCCUCCCUCUACUCUCCCCGGUCCUCUCCUCCCCUAUGGACACCGUCACCGAGGGCGCCAUGGCCGCCGCCAUGGCGUCUCUGGGCGGCAUCGGCAUCAUCCACUCAAACAUCUCCGCCGCCCUCCAGGCCUCCGUCGUCCGCUCCGUCAAGUCCCGCCGCGUCCCCAUCCUCUCCGACCCCACCUUCCGCUCCCCCUCCGACCGCAUUCACUCGCUCGACGACUUCGACUCCUGCCCCUACGUGCUUGUCACCCAGCGCGGCUCUCCCUCCUCCCAGCUCCUCGGCUACGUCUCCAGAUCCCACUGGCUACAGCUCGACGACCACAAGAAGGACGCCCCGAUCAACGCCUUCAUGACCGUUUCGAACGAUUUGGUGGUGCCGUGGGACUCUAGUCUGACUCAGAUGGACUCCUACUUUCAGGAGAAGAAAGAGAGCGACCUUGCAGUGCUGGUGAAGGAUGAGGAGGCGGUGGACGUGGUGACAAGGGAGGAUGUGGAUAGGGUGAAGGGGUGUCCGAGGUUGGGGGCGGGGACGGUGGGGCCUGACGGAGCGUGGAGAGUCGGGGCGGCCAUGGGGACGAGGGAGAGCGACAAGGAGAGGCUGGAGCAUUUGGUGAAGGCCGGCGUGGAUGUUGUGGUAUUGGACAGCUCUCAAGGGAACUCCAUCUAUCAGCUUGAGAUGAUAAAGUAUGUCAAAAGGGUUUAUCCGGACCUGGAUGUGGUGGGUGGGAAUGUGGUCACGGUGGCGCAGGCCCAGAAUUUGAUUCAAGCCGGGGUCGACGGGUUGCGGGUUGGGAUGGGGUCCGGCUCUAUUUGUACUACGCAGGAGGUUUGCGCGGUUGGGCGUGGGCAGGCGACUGCUGUUUACAAGGUUGCCUCUAUUGCUUCACAAAGCAAUGUGCCUGUCAUUGCUGAUGGUGGCAUUUCAAAUUCUGGACACAUUGUCAAGGCUUUGGUCCUGGGAGCAUCUACUGUAAUGAUGGGAGGCUUCUUAGCUGGAAGCACUGAGGCUCCUGGUGCUUAUGAGUAUCAGAAUGGUCACCGGGUCAAAAAGUAUCGAGGUAUGGGCUCCCUAGAAGCUAUGACUAAAGGGAGUGAUGCAAGAUAUUUGGGUGACACAGCUAAGCUAAAAAUUGCUCAGGGGGUUGUUGGAGCCGUUUCAGAUAAAGGUUCUGUUCUGAAGUUUAUACCUUACACAUUGCAAGCAGUCAAGCAAGGGUUUCAAGAUCUUGGUGCCUCCUCUCUGCAGACUGCUCACGACCUCUUAAGAAGAGGGGUAUUAAGGCUAGAGGUUCGGACAGGAGCAGCACAAAUUGAAGGCAGUGUCCAUGGCCUCGUUUCUUAUGAAAAGAAACCAUUUUGAUAUUAGAAUCCUUUCUACAGAUGCUAAUGCCCUUGUCCCCGUUUUUAUUUUUGGCUGGAAGUAGUCUUUGUGGUUCAUUAUGCAGAGUAGAGUUUCUACUUUUUAGCAUGAGCCACAUUCAAGCUAAACCAUGCACGUUCAUCUUCUAAGCUGAUUGGUUUUGAGGAAUCUGUAUGUGGAGGCCAUUUGUUUGCCGCGUGGCUGAGAGAGACGAAAGAAAUAUAAUACUGUACUUUGCACUCUUUAAUGAAGUUUCCAAAAAUAAAAGUUUACUCCAAAGAUAUUUCAGUCA
Molecule: messenger RNA, 1857 nt
Organism: Alnus glutinosa
Lineage: Eukaryota; Viridiplantae; Streptophyta; Magnoliopsida; Fagales; Betulaceae
Product: inosine-5'-monophosphate dehydrogenase 2-like
Exons: 4
Coding region: 66-1565 (499 amino acids)
Biological process (GO): GTP biosynthetic process
Cellular component (GO): cytoplasm
Molecular function (GO): IMP dehydrogenase activity
Source: RefSeq, a predicted model, not a curated record